Messenger RNA from Prorocentrum cordatum, 2043 nucleotides. The record is from the annotation of a GenBank genome assembly. Lineage: Eukaryota; Dinophyceae; Prorocentrales; Prorocentraceae.
AUGUUCGUCGAGGGCGCCAACGAGGUGGCCGGCGGCAUGAGCACGGAGGCGAUCGCCUCGCUCGACGUUGCCGUCGCGGGCCAUGUGCUGGCAGCGGUGCGCACCCAGGCGGAGGAGAUGCUGCGGGCCAUGCGCGGCGCGGUCGCCUCCCCGGACGCGCAGGAGGCGGGCGGGCGCUUCGUUGGCGCGGCCGUGACCAGCCUGGAGGUGAAGGACGUCCUGAUCUCGCUGGGCAUCAGGGACGUGCUCGUGGCGGCGGUGAAGCAGCAUCCGCGGCACCCCGGCGUGCAGGACAGCGUGCAGUACGCUCUGCUAAAGGUCGUUGGCUGGCGUGCUCCCGCAGAGGUCCUCGGCGACCCGGAGCUCGCCGCCUCGCCCCAGGCCGUCAGCGCCGCGCUCUGGGCCCUGGGGAGCCGGGGGGCGGGCAGCGAGCAGCACUGGGACGUCGACUCGCUGGCGGCGCUGCCGUGGGCGGAGCGGCGCGAGCUUGCCGAGCUGGCGCGUGCCGCCCUCGAGCGGUUCCCAGACAACCUGGUGUUGCGGUCGCGAAGCCUAGACGUCAUGGGCCUGAUGCUCGGCGCCAAGGUGCCCGGGUCGGACCACGAAGUGGCCGCUAUGGCCGUGCCGCCCAUCGUCCUGGCGAUGCAGGCCCACCUGGACGAACGCGACCUGCAGUGGAGCGCGGCUCGAGCUCUGGUGAGGGUGGUCGAGGGCAACUCGAGCGCCAUCAGGUCGUUGCGUGCGUACAGGAACGAGUUCAUUGCACUCUUGGACUCCAUCAUGGCACUGCAGGAGCACAGUCAGACUCUCUCCAACCUGAGCAGGGUUCGACUGACGGUCGCUGGAGUGGUGGGCGUGCUGGAGGCCAUCCAGGGCGGUCGGUGGGGGAAUGCGCAGGUCGAGGCGUCUUUGCAGGCCAUCGAGAAAGCGGAGGAGUGCGACUCCUCAAGUUUGCUCAAGAUCGACGCCGUAGGGCUCAUCAUCACCAGGGGAAUGGGCCAGGACUGCCCCGCUCCAGCCGGGAUCACGGCGCUGGGGCGCGUGCUCGAGUUUCUCAUCCAGGAUGCCACGGCCGCCGCGUGCAGCACGGGCGGUGAUCUCUCCCAGCACCAGGACGCGAUCCAGCGGGGAGUGGACGCCAUCGUCUGCAGGCUGCAGGCGGAGGUGCAGAGCGUCGAGGCCGGCGGGAAGCCCUACGUGAAGGUGUACUCCCGGGCGCUGAUCGCCCUGCGCAACGUCUCUCGGCGCAGCGACAGCCUUGGGGCGCGGAUCGCCGCGAGCCCGACCGUCAAGGCCGCGAUGAAGAUCGCGCUCGAGAGGGACUAUCUGGCAACCUUCGGCCCAUCCCGCCACUGGAAUGAGGCCCACCUCUGGACAUCCGACAUGAGGACGCGGGAGGAAGGGGCCGAAGCGGGACUUUUCGCGAGCCGCGCGCGCGGCCAGCACUCCAAGCACGUGUCUGACCUCAUCGAGUUUGUCGAGGAGGAGAUCUGCGAGGCGGAUGACGAGGACUCGGCCCCGGCGAGGGAGUCGAUGGGCAAGCAGAAGGCGCUGGACAAGAAGCUGUUCAUCCUGGCGUCCGUUUUGCACGCCGCCGACAUCUCCAACCCGUGCAAGCCACACAAGUUGAUGCUGAAUUGGACGGAGAAGGUCCUCGCAGAGUUUUGGGACCAGGGCGACGAGGAGCUGCGCCUUGGCCUGGAGGUGUCGCCCCUGUGCGACCGCCAGGCGGGGAUGAAGGCCGUGCCCAAGGGGCAGAUCGGCUUCAUCAACUUCGUGGUGCAGCCCUUCUUCGCGCCGAUGGUACGCAUCAUACCGGAGGUGCAGGAGGCCCUGGACGCCCUCGAGCAGAACAAGGCCUUCUGGCAGACGAAGGACGAGGAGGGCGCCGCCUUCUUCGACAUCUACCCGCGCUGCAGCCCUGCCGCCUCCGACGCCGCGCCCGCGCUCGAGCCCGGUGCGGCCGUCGGCGCGGCCUUCGCGCCGAGAAACCGGGUGGCCUCCCUGGAGCCUCCCCCGGACGAGAGCGACGACAGUGGCUGA